Messenger RNA from Stylophora pistillata, 2878 nucleotides. RefSeq lists its product as uncharacterized. The record is from RefSeq and is a predicted model, not a curated record. NCBI's taxonomy places the organism in Eukaryota, Metazoa, Cnidaria, Anthozoa, Scleractinia, Pocilloporidae.
UCUUGCGUGUAUGUUUUGGUGAUAAUUGAGAAAAUAAAAGUUGCAAUUUACCUCUCGACAAAAAUGCAAAUUUCACACGCAGGCCAAUAUCAUAAUGGCUAUAUUCUCUACCAUAAGAACAAAACUCUUGGCUCGUUUCAGCUGAAAUACGUCCAUUUGGUUAAUGAGUUUAAGGAAAGGUUUCGAAAAAAGCACUCAAAACUGUCUUUCUAAACAAUACAUCUUCCCUGCUCACCAACGUUCAUCAAAAAUUUGGAUUUUUUUUCUACAAAGAGGCCAAAAUCGUAUUCAGUAAUUAUGCUGUGAUCGUGAAACAACCUGUCAGCUUAAAGUUACGACCGCUGUACAUAAAUUAACGUGCUUCAAGCCAGGGAGACAUAACAAUUGAACACUAAAGGACACCAAAGUUAGGUUACUGACCGCUUUGAAAAACACGAGCGAAUCAACUACACGAAAUACGUGCUCUAAAAAUAAUGUUAUCGGCCAGCUCUUCCCAAUGAACGUUCAGAAAGGGUAUUGCCACGUUUCUACGACGAAACUUGGAAGAAAUGUUCCAACGAAGACCGUAAAUAAUAAUUUUUCCCCUUCGAUGAGUGGUGUGUUUGCAAAGUGCUCGCUAGGCUCGAGUGCUCCUCGCGCGGCUUACACAAAGUCAUCUGUACAACCGAAAAUUAUGUCCCCGAUGACUAAUCAUUCGUCUCGCGAUCAAAGGAGAAAAUACGUGAGUUCAUUGUCUAUUAUUCCGAAAGAAAAGAUUCCUAAGAUUGUGGUAUUACCAAGUAUCGAUAAAGAUAUUGCUGUAACGUCGGCGAAGCCAGUAUCAGCUAGAGUCCCUGGUGUCACAACUGCUCCGGGAAAAAAGAGGAGUCAGGCACCGAAGAGUGAAAAAGGAAGCUUUUCGCAAGCCAACUACAUUUCAUGUCUUCACACUUCAUUGAGCACUGAAUGGAGGAAAGCGACUAGCUUGGACAGGGAGAAUUCGGAGGACAAGGAAAGGCAACCGCGGAGAACUUCUUCGCUGGAAAUUAAAUUCAGCUAUUCUAGCAAGAAUACUUCCCGAUCCGCGCCGACAACCAGAAGUUCGUCAGAUGAAAUACGUGACGAGGAAAAAAACACUUCACUGAUAGGAAAUCAACCCCGUGGAGAAAAUAAAAGCGUUGGCUUGUUUAAUCGUAACAUGGUAAAAGAAGUAACCGCAAUGAGCAAGGACAAUGUACGAGUUCAAUAUACACCGCUGAGGAAAAGUUUUACGAUUAAAAAUGUAGUUACAGACGGGAACAGACGUGGAACAUCUGCAAACGCGGUUCUAUCCACUCGCUGUCAAGACUUUGAACAGCAACGUACUCGAACAAGGAUGCUACCAAAGAGCCGUUUUCGAGUGAAAAUUCAGAAAUGUCGCCACAAAAGCGUCAAUAUUUCAGAUUCUUUCAAUAUUGUUCGAGAUAAAAGAGCAAAACCUCUAGAAAAGGCAAGUCGAAGCGUGAUCAUUCAAGAUAAAAGUCCACAAAGAUCAUUUUCUAUCCAAAAGUCUAAGGCUUUCUAGCGUGAAGUAAACAUAGCAACCUUCGUGAGAAGAAAAGUUUAUGGUGACGCAAAUAAAAUUUUACCGACAGAUUAAAACCGCUUUGAAUUACUUUCCGAGAUAUUUUAUUUCGCCAAGAAACCCUUAGCAAUUGAAAAUCGCAUAUUCGUCCAAAAAUUAUUGAUUUGAGGAUAUACCAUGUCAGAGCAAAAUUUGCAUGAUGACUUGACACUCAACUGAAUGGUAUGUUUGCUGAAAUACAGGUUGUUCACGAACUAAUAUGACCGACUGCGAUCGAUAGAAAUGUUUUUAUCAAUUUGUCAUCUAGAUAUUAGAUUCAAAGUUACCUGAAGAAAUAUUAUUCUCUUGAAAUACUUCGGCUUGUCAAAGCUAUUAAUAAUCGAUAUCUCUUUUAGAGCUUACAGCUUUUAUCUUUAUUCUGGUAAGACUCUAUGGUUUUCAGCCAUUUGAAGCAUUAGUAAUUUUUCCUUUUAACAGCACUUUAUAUUUUUUUUCAUUAUUAUCACACCAAAACGAAUGCAUUAGUGAUUAAACUUUUUUUUUUUCUUUUUUAUUAGGACCGCUUAAUAUGCAGCAAACAUCAAUUUAAAAUUAAACUAAACUGCUCACUUUUAGUCCAAAAUCGUUAUCAGGAAACGAUUCUAUUCAAACAGACGGUUAUGUUUAAUUUGUAGUGUGAGUUGACGGAGUAUUUCCAAUGGCUUAAAGACCUAGAAUGUUGUUUCGUCCGCGUAAAUAAACUAGUUUGCAUGUUGCAUCAGAUGUUCUCCAUAACAUCUAACAAAAAUAUUUAAAAACAAAAUUGCUAUGAUUAGUUGGGACUUGCUUGUUCGAAUUGAAAAUCUGUAGCUCAAGGUUAGUAAAAUUUCAAUGGUGCAACAUCGUACUGAUGUUGGCCCAGUGGAAGCUAAGAAGCGCAAAAUGAACUGUUCCCCAAUGACGCUUUCCCAUUACUCAGUGCCGGAGCGUGUAGGCGAGUAAACAAGUUUUUCUUCGCUACGGAACAAAAAAAGAAAGCUGUGUCAAUUUUGUUUCUCUCUGAAUAACAAUUGACACCUUUAUGUCGCACUAUAAACCUUCAGUAAAUAUGCGAACUAUAUAUUAAUUGAGGACGAAAUAUACUGCAACUAAUUUGGAUUAUAACGAGCAAUCGCUUUCGACAAAUUUAUUUGUAAUUUUUAUUUUCCCUGAUUAUAAUCUUCAAAAGAUCAAUUUCCUGUGUUGCAAGAAAAGGUUAAUAAAUUUAAAAUGUUAGAUCUGGAAGUUAACUAAAUAUUGUACGCUUCCAAAGUCCUUGAGGAAGAGAACUUAAAUAAAAACAAAUUUUACAUCUUA